CUCAACCUCUUGUAUCUACUUUUCUGGAGCUUCCGGCCUUUUGGCGCAUGUGCACGAUAGAUAAUCUAGCGGCAUCAACUCUGCAAUAGAGACUAGGCCACUGCGGGUCCGGGAUUCCAGCCAGACCCAAUCGGACCGAGUGGGUGCAACCGAUGUAUCCAGAAGCCGUUGCCAAGAAUUUACUCUUGCCAUAGCCGUUUGGCACGGAAACCGCGCGCACACUUCUGCGCUCCAGAACUAUCCUGGAUGCGCCAGAAGAGAUCGUUCGCCUCCACGCAGCAGAAUACUUUCCAGCUGCAUGUGGGAACCGAAAGCAGAACCAUCGACGCAGCGAACUCGCACAACGACAAGCACAUCAACGCACGUGAGCAGAAUGCUCACCGAAACAGACCUACCGCGUGGCCCACGCGACCACAGCCUGGGAUGAAGGCCGGUGAUGCUGACAAUCACGAUGGCCACGGCGACGGCGACGAUGACGACGACGACAGCGGUGGGAGGCCGACGACUGUUCAGCAGGCUCAGGCGCGGCCCAGGAGUCAGCAGUCCAGCCUAAAGAGCUGCCGCGGUCGCUGCAGCAAGAAUUCUCUUCGCACCCCCCCCCCGACCUGGAGGCGGGAGACCUAGACUCCCCCUCCCUCUCCGAGCCAAGACUUCUUCG
Prorocentrum cordatum is the source of this 658-nucleotide messenger RNA. The record is from the annotation of a GenBank genome assembly. NCBI's taxonomy places the organism in Eukaryota, Dinophyceae, Prorocentrales, Prorocentraceae.